This is a messenger RNA of Calypte anna (Anna's hummingbird), 6835 nucleotides long. RefSeq names its product CYLD lysine 63 deubiquitinase (gene CYLD). The transcript is spliced from 17 exons. Gene Ontology annotation, molecular function: cysteine-type deubiquitinase activity; K63-linked deubiquitinase activity. Gene Ontology annotation, biological process: positive regulation of extrinsic apoptotic signaling pathway; regulation of intrinsic apoptotic signaling pathway; necroptotic process. Gene Ontology annotation, cellular component: cytosol. The coding region runs from base 313 to 3174 and encodes 953 amino acids. The record is from RefSeq and is a predicted model, not a curated record. NCBI's taxonomy places the organism in Eukaryota, Metazoa, Chordata, Aves, Apodiformes, Trochilidae.
GGGCAGCAGGGGGCGUUUCGGUUGCAGCUGCAGCUGCGAUUGCGACGAUGAGGGCGCGGGGAGCGGGCUGGGCGGCGGUGCCGAGCGCUGCGGGGCUGUGAGCCGGGGAAGUCCCGCAGGCGAGCGGGGCGCUGAGGUGCGGGGCUGGAGAUGAGGAGGCUUUCUGCUGUGGAUUUGUCUCUUUUCAAAAGGAAUAUUGCAUUGUUUCACAACGAUUUGACCCUCCAGUAGAAUUUGUCGAGAUCAGUGCACAAAGAUCAACAUCUUACUUUUCUUGAAGACUUAUGUGCAGCUUUUAAAGUUUUAAUCACAAUGAAUUCAGGCUUAUGGGGUCAAGAAAAAGCAAGUCCAUCUUAUUGGGAAGAGAGGAUCUUUUACUUACUUCUCCAAGAAUGCAGUGUCAUAGACAAGCAGACUCAGAAGCUGUUGAAAGUGCCCAAAGGUAGCAUUGGGCAGUUUUUUCAAGACCGUUCUUCUGUGGGACACUCCAGAAAUAUUCCUUGUAAAGGCAAGAAAUUGCAGAUUGGAUUAAAGAUUCUGGAACAACCUCAUGCAGUCCUGUUUGUGGAUGAGAAGGAUGUCAUAGAAAUAAAUGAAAAACUAGCUGAGCUGCUUCUGGCCAUUACUAACUGUGAGGAAAGGUACAGUCUGUUUAAAAACAAAAGCAGGUUAAGUAAAGGCAUCCAGAUAGAUAUUGGCUCACCUGUUAGAGUACAGCUGAGAUCAGGAGAGGAAAAAUUUCCUGGAGUUGUUCGCUUCAGAGGACCCUUAUUGCAAGAAAGGUCCCUUACAGGGAUAUACUUUGGAGUAGAGUUACUGGAAGAAGGUCGUGGUCAGGGCUUUACCGAUGGGCAGUACCAAGGCAAGCAGCUUUUCAGAUGCGAUGAGGAUUGUGGGGUUUUUGUUGCUUUGGACAAACUGGAGCUGGUGGAAGAUGAUGACAAUGAACUGGAAAGUGACUAUGCAGCUCCAGUUGACACAAUGCAGGUAGAACUUCCUCCUCUGGAGAUCAACUCCAGGGUUUCUCUGAAGAUAGGAGACAGUAUAGAGUAUGGGACAGUUAUAUUCUGUGAUGUCUUACCAGGAAACGAAAGUUUAGGAUACGUUGUUGGAGUGGACAUGGAUAAUCCGAUUGGAAACUGGGAUGGAAGAUAUAAUGGAAUGCAGCUGUGCAGUUUUGCAAGUGUUGAAAGUACACUUCUUUUACAUAUCAAUGAUGUUAUUCCAGAGACUGUGUCACAGGACAGGAGACCUCCCAAGCUUGCCUAUACCUCAAGAAGUGGUGACAAAAGCUUGUUCAAUCAUAGUAAGCCAAAGGCUACAGGAACUACCUCUGAACCUGGAAACAGAAACAGAUCUGAAGUCUUCUACACAUUAAAUGGCUCUUCGGUUGACUCUCAGCCUCAAAUGAAAACAAAACCCCCGUGGUACAUUGAUGAAGUUGCUGAAGACCCUGCAAAAUCACUUACUGACUCAUCCCCUGGAUUUGGGCAUUCUUCACCACCACUGCAGCCACCUUUAACAAGCUCUGUGUCUACAGAAAACAGAUUCCAUUCCCUCCCUUUUAGCUUGACAAAAGCAUCGAGUACUAAUGGUACCAUGGGACACAGUCCUCUGUCUUUAUCUGUUCAGUCAGUCAUUGGUGAUGUAAAUACUACAGCUAACCAGGAGAGUCCAUCAACAGCAGGCCCAGUUGGGAACUCACAUGGUCUUGAAGCAGGUUCCUUGGCUGAAGUUAAAGAAAAUCCUCCUUUUUACGGAGUAAUCCGCUGGAUUGGACAGCCCCCUGGAGUAAAUGAACCAUUAGCUGGACUAGAACUGGAGGAUGAAUGUGCAGGCUGUACGGAUGGAACGUUUAAAGGAACCCGAUACUUCACUUGUGCUCCCAAAAAAGCUCUUUUUGUUAAACUCAAAAGCUGCAGACCAGAUUCCAGGUUUGCCUCACUACAGCCUGUGUCUAACCAGAUAGAACGCUGCAACUCUCUAGCCUUUGGAGGUUACUUAAGUGAAGUGGUAGAAGAAAACACUCCUCCAAAAAUGGAAAAAGAAGGUUUAGAGACAAUGAUUGGAAAGAAGAAAGGUAUCCAGGGUCAUUACAACUCCUGUUACUUAGACUCCACCUUAUUCUGCCUGUUUUCCUUUAGCUCUGUUUUGGACACUGUGUUACUCAGACCUAAAGAAAAGAAUGAUGUAGAGUAUUAUAGUGAGACUCAAGAGCUGUUGAGGACAGAGAUUGUGAAUCCUCUGAGAAUAUAUGGAUACGUAUGUGCUACAAAAAUAAUGAAACUGAGGAAAAUUCUUGAAAAAGUUGAGGCUGCAUCGGGAUUCACUUCAGAGGAAAAAGAUCCAGAAGAAUUUUUGAAUAUUUUAUUUCACCAUAUUUUAAGAGUUGAGCCACUAUUGAAAAUAAGAUCAGCAGGUCAGAAAGUACAAGACUGUUACUUCUACCAGAUCUUUAUGGACAAAAACGAGAAGGUUGGAGUCCCCACAAUCCAGCAGUUACUGGAGUGGUCAUUCAUCAACAGCAACUUGAAAUUUGCAGAGGCACCUUCUUGCCUGAUUAUCCAGAUGCCUCGGUUUGGAAAAGACUUCAAAAUGUUCAACAAAAUUUUCCCAUCCUUGGAAUUAAACAUAACAGACUUACUUGAAGAUACUCCAAGGCAGUGCCGUAUAUGUGGAGGGCUUGCUAUGUAUGAGUGCAGAGAAUGCUAUGAAGAUACUGAUAUUUCUGCUGGGAAAAUCAAGCAGUUCUGCAAAACGUGCAAUACACAAGUUCAUCUUCAUCCCAAGAGACAGAGUCAUAAAUUCAAUCCAUUGUCACUACCUAAAGACCUGCCAGACUGGGACUGGAGACAUGGCUGCAUUCCAUACCAGAAGAUGGAGUUGUUUGCUGUUCUCUGCAUAGAAACAAGCCACUAUGUAGCUUUUGUUAAAUAUGGGAGGGAUGACUCUGCCUGGCUUUUCUUUGACAGCAUGGCAGAUAGGGAUGGAGGUCAGAAUGGCUUUAACAUUCCACAAGUUACUCCAUGUCCAGAAGUUGGUGAAUACCUGAAGAUGUCUCUGGAAGAAUUACACUCACUGGAUUCCAGAAAGAUUCAAGGCUGUGCACGAAGACUGCUUUGUGAUGCUUACAUGUGCAUGUAUCAAAGUCCAACAAUGAGUUUAUACAAAUGAACAAUUUCCUCUGGAAAACUGAAAUAACCAGAACAGAGUUAUUGAGUGCUGCAUUUGCUGCAUUUUUUUUGGAUUGAUUCAUUUUAAUGCAACCGUUGCUGGCAAUGGAUGCGAUGACUGAGAGCAAAAGGAUUAUUGUUCUAAAAACUACAUGUGGAGUUCUGUAAUUUAAGUAUUUAAGCAUUUUGCACUCAAGGAAGUGUGCUGGUGCGUGUUUGUUUUAUAAACAAUCUAAGUGAAGUUACUAAAAGUAGAGCUUUAAGUGCAUUGAUCCUACACAGGCUUUUUCUGAAUGUUAAAGGUGGAAUUACAUCAGGAGAAAACUCCUUAGUUCACUGAGAACGUAAAGCUACUCGGUGUUCUUGCUCAGUGCAUUUCUGUGGACCAAGGAUGAUGAUUUUGUGUUUUUCUCCCCUCCACCAGUUCUCCCCACCCUCAAUCCUUUUAGCACCAAAGAUUCUCUCUCAAAGAGAGAAUAACCUCUGUUUUACUAAGAGAAAUUUUAGACUGUCCAUUGCCUAUUAAUUCUGUUUCAUUACCUGUCUACCACAUUCUUUCCAGUUCACACAUUUGCAUGUUCCAAAAUUAACAUUCAUUUAAAGAUCUGAAUUCCUAUCUUGUGAAAAUUUAGCAUAUAGAUUUGCUGUUAACUUGUAGUUUUUGGAGGGGAGUAAGAGAAGGAGAAGAAGGCACUAAGAAGUGAUAUUGCUGAAAUAUAAAAUUAGCAAUGAAAGUUAACAGGUGUCUUUUUUUAAGCAUCUUUUUUGAAAAAUAAAAGCAGUCUGGAACAGAGCAGCAACUAUUUACAAAUGAUUUGAGGACAAAACAAUAAAGUAGUGGAUUGCCUCAGGGAAUGUGACUGAAGUAGGCUCUAGUCCUUGGUAAAACAAAACUGACUUUUCUACAGUACAUUAAGCUACUACGUGGGAAUGUGUUACACUGGGAAUGACUCUUCAUUUCUGGAUUAGUAAUGAAUAUUAAACAUCUCUGCCUGGAAAGAAGAAGCUAUAAAUAUAAGUAGAUCAGAGUUUUACUGUGCACCAAGUAACUACUGAAACCUAACCUGAAAAGCUGCAAAGCCUGUGUUGAUGUAAAAUAUACCUUUAAGUCUGUUGGUUCCUGUUUGCAAUGAAAUCCUGUUGUUUUAGUUGCUUUUUGGCUAUUGCCUACACUGACUAGCAAAUGUGCCACUAUAUAUAUAAAUAUACAGUAAAAUUUAGUUGUACAAAUUGCAUAUACAUGAGCUGUAAAUUUUCAACUCAAGAUGUUUUUUAUGGAUAACUGCCUUUUGGAGAUGAGUCUGUAGAAGGAGAGGUCACAAAAUAUAAUGGAGAAAAAGCUACUUUUAAAAGUCACUGUUCUGAAGAUAAGGGAGACUGUUCCCAUGUAGUAGAAAAUUUGGUUACUUCAUUCUUGGAAAAUCUUUCUUUGGGACACGUCGUUCUACCACAGAACAGUACUAAAGAGAGGUUUAAAAUACGCUUGAAGGACUAAUCUGUCUAAAGCAAGGGCUGCUGAGAUAGGUGAUCCUGUUCCAUUAGCUGCUGCAUGAAGUGUCCUCUGGUUUUUCACUCUUAAGGGCAAGGAAGUUAUUAAUAGUGUCACUGUUGCUUUUGCCUCUAAUAGUCUUCUGGCUUCUACCUACCCUUGCCUUCUUUAUUCAGUCUGUGCUCCUUGACAAAGCUCUGUUUCUUUAGUGUCAGUACUACCAUGAGCUCUUGUUCUCUCCUGAAAAAAAAUUUCAGUGAGGCUUUAGGUAGUGGAUUCUAUAACCCUCAGUCAAUAGAUGGGGUUUUCCUUGGCUACAUAGCAUCCUGUUCUGGGAAAGCAGCAGCAGAUCUCAGAUGUGUUGGUAAAGAUGCUGUAGAAGCACCUGACAGAUAAUAUAAGGUAAAAACAGUAGCUAUAUGUUGUAUUUAUUAAAAUGGGCUGGAGAACAGUUAGCCUGAGCAGAAGGUUGGAGACCCCACCAUUGGCUGCAUGUUGAAGAGAAGUGUGGCCAUGUCCUUUGGGUACCUCUGUUGAUGGUUUGGUUCUUUUUGUAGAGCUCUUUGUAAAGAAAAGAGGGGGCUUGCACAAAAAGGCAAUAAUACUAAUAAUAUAAUAAUAAAACAGACUGAUACCUUCAUUCCUGUAGCCUCAUGGUGACGCCCAACCUGAAAGCAGCUGCAAGUGGUGCUCCUUCUGAACAAGCAGCAAACAUAAAGGCUCUGCAGAAUGAACAAGCACAACCCUAUCUAUCAGUGAGACCAAUAUGAAUGUAGUUUGGUGGUUGUGGGGCAGUUUGGUGUUUAUUUUUUUUGUUUUUUGGGUUUGUUUUUCUCCCCCCACAUUUCCAAACUUUCCCAAUGCAUUAUCUUUCCUGUGUCUUCCCCUUGUGCCAUCUUUCUCCUUUCAACCCCUUCCCAGCCCUUCACAUGUAUUACAUACUACAUGGAGUUGUGACUACUUUACCUUCUCCAGUUUAAACUCUCAGAACAGCUGGGGAACUGCUAUGCCCAGAGGGAGGUGGUAAACAUCUUAGGAUUUUUCUAAAUGAACACUCUUGUAUCAACAUAGCCUUUUUUUAAAAUUUAUUUCCCCCCCCCCCAACUGCAGAUUCCAUUUUUUUCAGAAAGCAAAUUCUGUUAGCAGAAGUGAAUAAAAUGAGGUGGAUGUAAAUUAACUGCUUGGCAUCUUGCCUCCAAUCUUCUGGCCUUUGACUAGACAUGGAAAAGAUGUGUGAACUCUUCCUGGGAUACACAUAGGGGAGAAAGGAAAAGGAAUUUGAAUGCACUACUGGCAUGGUUCUUUGUGACAAAUACUGGGGGAUUGGAGGCAGUACUUUACAGCCUUGCCUUUUGUACUACUUUAUUACAAAACCUUAAAUAGUUUUUGCAAAUGGUACGUGAUUACAUGGCUAGGUUAUUAUCAGUUCAGAGGAUGGAGAUGUCUUCUAAACAUUAAAAAAAAAAAAUAUGUUUUUGACUGAGUCAACUGAGUCAUCUUUUAAUCCAAAAAGAACUGCUUUAUGCUGUAUUGGAUUGAAGGUAAUCUGGCAAAGUGAACAAAAUGUUAUGGAAACCCCAUUUUUAAAUUUCCAUUCUCAGAAGAGAAAAAAUUGUAAAAUAACUUUAUACAAGGGUAAGAAACUUUUUUUUUAGCCCUCAGCUUGUACUUAGGGGAACUGAAUAAGCCAUUUUGAAGAAGCAGCUUGCAUUUUAAAGCAUCUACUGCUGUUUAAUGGGAUGCCCAAAGGUUCCAGUGGCUAAGCACCCACCUUUAUGUUUUUAAUGCACUAGGGAACCAAACAGUUGUGUUUUCAGUGAAUGUGCCCAUAGAUUAUUAACACUUGAUGAUUGCCUUAUGGUUUGGCUGUUAAGUAUUGUUAACAAGGGCCUUAACCUGUGAAUAGGAAAACACAUAGAAAAUGGAGGGCCUGACAGCCUGGGGGGAAAAAAAAAAAAAAAAAGCCUAAGGAGAGAGAGAGAAACCUGCAGAGUUAUGGUCGGCAACUCAGCCCCUCUUCUGCUAGGGAUUUUUAGACAAAGGAGCACAAAUCAGUAGAAAACUUUAUACAUCACAGCACCACUAAACAUUUGCUCAUCUUGAACGUAGAGUGUAUUAGAGAAAAGGUGUUACAGGUUAUGCCUUACACUUAAGUAUAACAAAAAAACCCCAG